Acinonyx jubatus (cheetah) is the source of this 1207-nucleotide messenger RNA. It is a transcript of the gene ALYREF, whose product is annotated as Aly/REF export factor. The transcript is spliced from 6 exons. Gene Ontology annotation, molecular function: mRNA binding. Gene Ontology annotation, biological process: mRNA export from nucleus. The coding region runs from base 99 to 872 and encodes 257 amino acids. The record is from RefSeq and is a predicted model, not a curated record. NCBI's taxonomy places the organism in Eukaryota, Metazoa, Chordata, Mammalia, Carnivora, Felidae. Gene Ontology annotation, cellular component: nucleus.
UCCGAGGACUCGGCACCGGAAGACACCGCGCGGCCCCGGAAGUGACGCCCCGGCGUGCUGACGCGCGGGCUCGAGCCAAGGCCGAUUCCGCGCCCGCCAUGGCCGACAAAAUGGACAUGUCUCUGGACGACAUCAUUAAGCUGAACCGGAGCCAGCGAGGCGGCCGCGGCGGAGGCCGGGGCCGCGGCAGGGCCGGCUCCCAGGGCGGCCGCGGCGGCGGGGCGCAGGCCGCCGCGCGAGUGAACCGAGGCGGCGGGCCCAUCCGGAACCGGCCGGCCAUCGCUCGAGGCGCGGCGGGCGGCGGCGGCAGGAACCGGCCGGCGCCCUACAGCAGGCCGAAACAACUUCCUGACAAGUGGCAACACGACCUUUUCGACAGCGGUUUCGGGGGCGGCGCAGGCGUCGAGACGGGUGGGAAACUGCUGGUGUCAAAUCUGGAUUUUGGAGUAUCGGACGCUGAUAUUCAGGAGCUCUUCGCUGAGUUCGGAACUCUGAAGAAGGCGGCCGUGCACUACGACCGCUCAGGGCGCAGUUUAGGAACAGCCGACGUGCACUUUGAACGGAAGGCAGAUGCCCUGAAAGCGAUGAAGCAGUACAACGGCGUCCCCCUGGAUGGCCGCCCCAUGAACAUUCAGCUCGUCACGUCACAGAUUGACACACAGCGGAGACCCGCACAGAGCGUAAACAGAGGCGGGAUGACCAGAAACCGCGGUUCCGGAGGCUUCGGGGGCGGUGGCGGCACCCGGAGAGGCGCUCGCGGAGGAAGCCGGGGCAGGGGCAGAGGCACCGGCAGGAGUUCGAAGCAGCAGCUGUCCGCCGAGGAGUUGGACGCCCAGCUGGACGCUUAUAACGCCAGAAUGGACACCAGUUAAACAGACCGGCAGAUCCUCGAGCGGAGCAGGACCCGGACGUCCCCUCCGUGCUCCCUGGCGGGAGGGGGGUGGAGGACCGGGGCUGUGCAGCCAAUGACGGAUUUGUUUCUUUUAUGUUUUAAAAUAGGAUUUAAAAACUCAUGUAAAGGUUUUUUGUUCUUUUGUUCUUUUGUUCUUUUUUUUUUUCUUUUUUUUUUCUUUUUUUUUUUUAAAUUCUGAAACAGACCUGUUUUGUACCGAGUUAUUUUUGGGAUAAAUUUUACCGGUUGCUGUUGUGGAGAAGGUGGCGUUUUCACCUUUGCCAUAAUAAAAUAGAAACGUGUGUAGAACUGGAA